AUAUAAAUAUGGCGGUCUGACGGACAAAUGAAAUUCAGAAGUAAUGCUGUGUUUAUCUCAAAAAAGCCCCGCUUUGAUUGUAUAUACAUACACAAGAUCCUAGGAACCAGUACCAAUCUCUCUGAUUGUAUUGCCCUUUAAAUUAUUUUGCUGUGGAUACGGGGAAGAUCGGUGGUACUGGUUCGGAUCCUGAUCGUCUCAGCAUGGACCAGCACGACGAAGCCAUUGAAGGAGGAGGAGGAGAUAAGGAGAGGGGCAUGGCCUUAUCAGCCCUUACGUCUUCAUCUCCUAUGGCUGCCGUUGUGAACUUCUGGAGAGGGUUUUGUGCUGGUACCCUACCCGCUGUGUUAAUAUGGAAAAUGAUAUUUAUAAGGGACUUCGAUCUAGAGAAGGAAAGGAGUGGGUUGGAUGAACAAGGGCUGAAGAUAGCGGAAAAUCAGGAAACCAGCCAGAAAAACAGACGAAAACUCGCUGAGAGCACUCGAGAUUUCAAAAAAGCUUCCGCUGAUGAAAAGUUAAGUCUGUUCAAUUCUUUGUUGAAGGGCUAUCAAGAAGAAGUUGAUAAUCUUACAAAACGAGCAAAGUUUGGAGAAAAUGCCUUUCUUAAUAUCUACCAGAAGCUCUUUGAGGCUCCAGAUCCUUUUCCUGCUCUUGCUUCGAUUUCAGAGCAAGAUUCGAAGUUAUCUGAACUGGAAGCAGAGAAUCGCAAGAUGAAGCAUGAGCUUGAGGAGUUCAGGACUGAAGCUGCUCAUUUAAGAAAUCAACAGGCUACUGUACGGAGACUAGAAGAACGAAACCGUCAAUUAGAACAACAGAUGGAAGAAAAAGUGAAGGAGAUCGUGGAAAUGAAACAGCGUAGCUUGGCAGAAGAGAACCAGAAAACACUUGAUCUUUUGGAAGAAAGGCAGCGUCUCUUGCUUGAUCAAUUACAUAAAGAAAAAGCAAGUGUCUCAAAUAUGCAAAAGUUACAUGAACUUGGACAGAAACAAUUGUUUGACUUCAGCGCUCGUUCAGAGGAGGAAAGGGCAGCAAAGCAAACAGAAGUCAAUCUUCUAAUGGAUGAGGUCGAACGAGCUCAAGCACGGCUUCUUAGUCUUGAAAGGGAAAAGGAACUCCUACGCGCUCAAUUACAAGCAACAAACCAAGAAGAUGAGAAAAAGAAAAGUGAGACUUUGAAUACUAGUAGCCUGGAGAUAUCCUUAAAUGCAAAGGAGAAAAUUAUUUCUGAUUUGCACAUGGAACUUCACAAUAUGGAAACCGCUUUGUCAAAUGAGCGAGAGCAACAUUUGUUGGAGACCAAGAGAUUGAAGACACUUCUAAUGGACAAGGACAUUGAACUGGGGGAGAUAAAAAAGGAGCUUCAAGGAAGGCCAACUGCGAAACAAGUUGAAGAUUUGCGAAAGCAAGUGAAAAUAUUGCAGGCGGUUGGAUAUAAUUCCAUAGAGGCUGAAGAUUGGGAAGUGGCUACUAGUGGAGAGGAAUUGAGCAAAUUGGAGUCUUUGUUACUUGACAAGAACCGAAAAAUGGAACAUGAACUCACUCAGUUGAAGGUAAAACUUUCUGAAAAGACGAGUGCUGUUGAGGCUGCUGAAGCUAAGGAAGAUGAGCUCCUUGCAAAGGUUAAUGAACAGCAGAGAUUGAUUACCAAGCUGGAAGAUGAUAUACUCAAGGGUUGUGGCUCUAUGGAUCAAAAAUCUAGGUCUGAUGAUUGGGAUCUUCAAGAGGUUGGGGUAUCUGAUAUGCUUGAGUUUCAGAAUGCAGGGCAAAAGCAAGGUUCGCCAGACCAAGAGCAAAAUUCAAUGCUCCAAGUAAUUUGUAGUCAACGUGAUCGGUUUCGAAAACGGUUGAGGGAAACAGAAGAGGAACUAAGACAGCUAAGGGAGAAAGUCAGUGUAGUAAAUGUGGAACUCGAGAAGUCUAAAUCAGAUAAUGUGAAGCUCUAUGAGAAGAUCCGUUUUGUCCAGGAUUAUAACAAAGAAAGGCCAGUAUCCAGGGGAUGGAAGAAGCGUUCUGAGGAUAUAGAGAGUGGGUUUGGUUCAGAUGUUGAAUCCAAGUACAAGAAACUCUAUGAAGAUGACAUAAAUCCUUUCGCUGCAUUUUCCAAAAAGGAAAAGGAACAAAGGUACAAGGAACUCGGUAUCCGGGAUAAAAUCACACUUAGUAGCGGUCGUUUCCUCUUGGGCAACAAGUACGCACGAACUUUUAUAUUUUUCUAUUCAAUUGGGCUCCACCUGCUGGUCUUCACCAGCUUGUACAGAAUGUCUGCCUUGAGCUUUCAAAGCUCUAUUCCUGAUUCUGAUGAGACAAUUAUGAUGAAAAAUAGCAAUAUCAACAUCCCUAAGCUGUGAAGAAUGGAUACUUGGAGAACACAUUAAUUCAUAUGUUCAAGGCUUAAUUAUGGUAUUAGAUAUCAGUUGUUCUUCAGUGUAAAGUAUGAACAGAACAACAGCUGCAGCUGAACGUAAUCAAAUAAUGUAGUUAAGCGCUGAGAAAAGUCAUAUCCUUGCCAAAACGGUCAUUUUUUAA
Molecule: messenger RNA, 2526 nt
Organism: Amborella trichopoda
Lineage: Eukaryota; Viridiplantae; Streptophyta; Magnoliopsida; Amborellales; Amborellaceae
Product: protein CASP
Biological process (GO): intra-Golgi vesicle-mediated transport
Cellular component (GO): Golgi membrane
Source: RefSeq, a predicted model, not a curated record